Messenger RNA from Lucilia cuprina (Australian sheep blowfly), 706 nucleotides. Its product is annotated as pheromone-binding protein-related protein 6-like. The record is from RefSeq and is a predicted model, not a curated record. The coding region runs from base 92 to 550 and encodes 152 amino acids. NCBI's taxonomy places the organism in Eukaryota, Metazoa, Arthropoda, Insecta, Diptera, Calliphoridae. The transcript is spliced from 5 exons. Gene Ontology annotation, molecular function: odorant binding. Gene Ontology annotation, biological process: sensory perception of smell.
UAACGAAUAAGUAUAUAUCCUAUAGAAAUAGCAACAGUAUAUAAAAAGUAAAUUCAAUAAAGAAAAUAAUUGAAAAACGUUUGUGAAGGCAAUGGCUUUUCUGGAAUAUCAUCGUUACCAAUGGUUCCACAAAUUUUUAAUUUUUCUCUCCUUAAUGUUAACGUGGUCGCAUGCACAGCAACCGAGACGUGAUGCUGAUUGGCCUCCAUCAUCACUCUUGAAGAUAGCAAAGCCAUUCCAUGAUAUUUGUGUAGAAAAAACUGGUGUAACAGAAGAGGCUAUAAAGGAAUUCAGUGAUGGACAAAUUCAUGAAGAUGAGGCUUUAAAGUGUUACAUGUAUUGCUUGUUCCAUGAAUUUGAUGUCGUUGAUCCUAAUGGUGAUGUCCACUUGGAGACAUUAUUCCAAGCUAUACCUCACACUAUCAAAGAUGUGCUAGUGAAGGCUUCAGAGAAUUGUGUACAUCCAGAGGGUGAUACUUUGUGCCACAAGGCGUGGUGGUUCCAUCAAUGUUGGAAAAAAGCAGAUCCAGAGCACUAUUUUUUGCCCUAAGUUGAGAGACUUUGAUCACAAUUUUAACAAUUUAAUGAUCUUACUAAUCAGAUACUGAACAGACAUAUAAAUUAAAUUUAAGUUGUAUGUAAUUUCUAUUUUAUUAGGAUUUUGAUUUAAUCAAAACAAAAUUACAAAAAGUUUAAAAGAAAAUAA